Aedes aegypti (yellow fever mosquito) is the source of this 4952-nucleotide messenger RNA. RefSeq lists its product as uncharacterized. NCBI's taxonomy places the organism in Eukaryota, Metazoa, Arthropoda, Insecta, Diptera, Culicidae. The transcript is spliced from 9 exons. The coding region runs from base 816 to 4178 and encodes 1120 amino acids. Gene Ontology annotation, cellular component: nucleus. The record is from RefSeq and is a predicted model, not a curated record. Gene Ontology annotation, biological process: regulation of transcription by RNA polymerase II.
GUCAAACUGCAAAACUUACAGGUGUAUCGUAAAAUUUUGCAUUCUUGUUUCGAGACCGUCAGCUACCGAAAAAAAAGGAUUUUCCCGUUGUUCAAUGUGCUAUUCGGAUUGAUAACUUUUAAUUUAACUCAGUUCAAGUGAAUUUUUAUUGCGGAGGAAAGCAGCGGCAGAGUUUCCUUCAGGAAUAGUCCCGAAAACAGUUUUUUUUUCUACGCGGAAGGCAAAAGUUGCACAUUUUUGACAACUGCUCCAGGAUAAUCGCUGGAUGUCAAAGUGCGGUUUUCGUGAACGGAGAGUGCGCGUGUGUUUGUGUGAAGGAUUUCGGGCUCGUUGAGCGUGUGUGUGUUUCGUUGUUGCGGUCCGAAAAAGGGAACGCCAUAUUGAACAAAAGAAGAGACGAGAGAAUAGUUUGUUCAUCGUUUAGCAGCCGCGGUUUGCCCGUCAAAAAGGCCAAGUGCGAAGCAAAACUAGAAAGCAUUUUUCGCCGUCUGCACCAGGAAACGAGCAGAGUGAUUCUACGUGGACAAUUUCGUUCCGGAAGGCUGGAUAUUUCCGCCGCUUGGGACUUUCGUUCCUGUUCGAUGUGAAGAAGAAAGGGGAGUCUGGGGAUUAGCGGCCGUUUUGUCCGACUCCCGAGAAGAAAAGUGUGUGUUUUCGUAUAUCGUUCUGUGCCCCGUUCUCGGAUACACCAAUAAUCUCGCAAUCACUGUUCAUAAACCUAAUCAAUUGUCAAGGUCUGGCGUAAAAGUAACUCACAAUCGCUCGAAUGGGAAACUUUACUUUGUGAAGAGCAACCAGCAAACUACUCUAACAAAAUGUCCGGUCACAAUCCACCGCAUGGACGUUUAGGUCAACCGAAUUCCACCUGGAAUCCGUUGCAGGUGCCGUACAUCCCUCGGCAACCGCAACUGGCCCACAUGUCGAGCGAACGGUCCAUGGCAAGAUCGCCAGUGACAUGGCACACUCCGCCAACCCAUCAGGAUCAGUUAUAUAACUUUAUGACUGCUAACCACAAGAACAAUCUAGAAAUCAACCCCAUGCUGCCAACGUUUGGACGUACUUCCGGCAUGCCUCUUGGAUCCGUGGAUUUAUCUCUGUCGUCUGCAACCAGAAGCACGCCGUCUCCCAAGGGAGCCAAUCCGCAGCAACCGGGCCCACCUCAACAGCAUCUGCCCUCGAACAUUCCACCGGGCCUGGGAGGUCCUCCGAUGCCGGAUCAAAACGACCACUUUCAUCCCAAGAUGGUCCCUGGACAUGGCCAGCAAUCGCAACAACAGCACCAUCUUUCGCACCAUCAUCAACAGCAACAACAACAACAGCACCCGUCACAUCACAUGAACACAAAUCACAACCGCUCUCCAUCGGCCACUCAAAUCGGAGGAGUAAUACAAUCAACAGCGGCCCUCAAGGAUCGUUCCAAUCAACAUCCAAGUGUUUCUGGUGGCGCUGGCGGGGGAGUUGGCGUUGGUGGAAGUGGCAAUGCCGUUUCGUGUAGUUUUUUGGGAAAUAGCGGAUCCAGUGGCAUGGGAUUGAGCACCGGCAGUGCCGGCGGAAAUGGAUAUUACAAUAUGAUGAGUAGCUGUAGUACUGGUAGCGGUAGUGUUGACGGCAGUAAUAGUAUUAACAGGCCACUGGGUGGACACGGCGGUGGAGCACUGAACCCAGCGUCUAACAUGGGAGAGCCCAGCGAAUUUGCAGCGAUGAUCCCUGGAGGAUUGCAUAUCAAGGAUGCCAAACAGAUCAACAACGAAGCUGGUAAAAAUGGGAGGGAUAACAUGCCAUCCAAAAAGGAGUCAACCGACUUAGUGAAAGAAAUUCUGAUGCAAGCUAUGCAAGCCAACGCAGCAACCUCGGUGUCGCCUAAAAGGAAUUCACCAUUGCGGACACCUGUUCCUCCUAACCACAGCCCGACGAGAAGUCGUAGUCCGCCGACCCCUGCUCUGUCACACUCAAUGGACCUAACGGCGGCGCCGGCCUGUGUAAAUACAACGUUUCCAAUUAAUCCUACAAAUGUGCCAUCGACAGCGGAAGCCACGGGAAACACUUCCGGCAGCAAAACCAACAGCUCAUCGAACGCUGGUUCGCCGAUUGUAGUACCGCCUAGUGUAGCUCCGGCGGCACCUAGCACGGAACGAGCUUCUCCCACCAAUCAGAGUAUGACCUCGAAUGAAGACUCGGCCGACUCCAACUCGAGCAAGUCGCGAAGACGUCGCAAGCCCGAUCGUACCAACAAAAUGGGCGGCGAGGAGCUGGACAGAAUGCACGAGUUCCUCGGCGGAGGGGACAUCAGUUCCGAUAAGUGUGACCGCAUUGAUGGAAUCGAUCCAAUGAGGCCUAACAUUGCAGUGCGGAAUGAUAUAGCGACCCUGGCAUUGGAGGGAAUCAGCAGUCUCAGUCAAGGCUUGGCCAGUGAUAGUAGUCAUAGUCCGCACAUUACGGAUCUUUCGGAUAGUACGCGAGUAAAUCUGCAGAACUUAACCGAAAGUAAUUCCGCCAAUGGAGAGGAGCGAAAAUCUCCACCGGUUCUCUCUGGGAUUGCCAACGUUCUGUCAGCUGCCGCCGCGGUCGUUAUGGAAUCAACCCGAAAGGACAGUGAGUCCAAUUCGGACGAUUGUGAAACCAUUGAUAAAAUAGCGGCAAUGAUCUCUAGCACCGAGAACGAGGGCGUUGUCAAUGCACCUCAGCAAUUGCCAGUUGAGCCGUCUAUUCCUGUUGUAGGUCAAAAAGGUCAAAACACUCGAAGGAGUAAUGGUCCCGUGAGGUUGGCCGAAGAAUCUCCCUCGCUCAUCGGCAACGACAAAACUGAGCUGAAUAAAAUGGAUACGGAUAAGAGUUUUGAAGAAGUGGAAAACAAAUUGGAGGAAAUGUUUGCCGGUAUCGAUGAAAGUCUUCCAGCAAGUUCUAGCAAAUCGUCGCCCUCCAGUGGGAAAAAGUCGCCAUCGCCGAAGCAAACGACUGAAUCUACCGACAUUCUCACGGAACUGGCAGGGAAAAGCGAAGAAUCUGCUCCUCCUUCCACUUCUAGUGGUCCAUCUGCAGAUGCCAGCGAAGCUUCACCGGUGGCCAGCACCAGUGGAACGCAAAAGAAGGUGCUCACUCCGGCAGCUAAGCGAGCAAAUGUAGGAAAACCGGCUGGUGCUGGACCUCCCAAUAAGCGGAAAAAGGUCCUAAAGAAAAAGCCAAUUCAAAGUAAGGGUGCAAGCUUUGCGGCAGCCGAGGAAAGGGCUGCUAGUUUUGGUGCGAAAGGCGGUAAGAAGCCGUUACCGAAGGGUAACGGUAAGAAAGGAAAUGGUUCUGGGUCUGCGGCUGGUAAAAAUAGCAAAGCAAAACCUAGUGACGGAGGAGCUGUAGUGGACCCUAACGGGAAAUACAAAGGCCCUUACGUACAGAUUAAAUCCGACGGCAGCCACGCGGUUAUCAACGCUCCCAUCAACGAAGAUGACUCGGAAAAAGCUCAGAAUAAAACGAAAAAGUUCACAAACAGUAUGAACAAUUCGGAAAAGAGUAAAAUUCGAGGACUGCAUGUGAGCACACUGAGCACAAAGUACGACGCAGAUACCACGGAUACCAGUUGGAUGUGCGUUUUCUGUAAAACGGGACCGCACAAACAAAGGCUAGGCGACUUGUUCGGUCCCUAUAUUAUUAGCACCAAAUCCAGUGAAUUCAAGCAGAGUCAAACUGAUGAAGAAUAUUUUAAUGUGAAACGAACGAGAGAAAGCUUACAAUCAAAGUUGAUCAAGAAGGAGGAACCUGUCGCUGGAACGAGUAAUUCCAAGUCCAAGAAGCGAAAGCCUGGGACAGAAGCUGCUGCAAAUCCACCUGCCGGCCCGAGCACCAGUGUUGCACCUCCCGAUCCGGCACAGUUUCCCGACGAUAUAUUCUACGGCAUGAUCAAAGCCGGAGACGAUUCGUACGAGGUGUGGAUGCACGAAGACUGUCUGGUGUGGGCACCCGGAGUGCACAUAAUUGGAACGCGUGUCGUCGGGCUGGAGGCGGCGAUAUGGAACUGCUGUCGGCAUCAGUGCCGAAUAUGUUCGCACCACGGAGCUACUGUCGGUUGCCUACAGCGAGGAUGCAGCGAAGAAGCACAUGUCGUAUGUGCGAGGCGAAACGAUUGGGAAUUGAGCGAUGAGUUCAAGUCGCACUGCGAAAAGCACUCUAAAACGGACUCCUCUUGAGUAUUGGGGGACUAGAAAGUUGACUGGGUUUUGUUUUUUGUUUGUUUCUGUAUUGUUCAGUUUUGUAAACUAUUUUUCAAACUAAAUCACUUCUGUUUAGGAAGCGUCAAUAAAAAGGAUCUGUUUUCAGUGUUGUCUCAGUGAGUCGACUUGAAGGGGCUUGUUUCCUAACCGAUGGUUACUACAGUUCACGAAAGAUAUUAAGGAUGGCUUUUAAAUCUACCCCUGCCGCGAGAGAAACAGAACAGCCACAUUUCAAAUUAAGCUGUACAUUUUAGUCGUGUACAUAUAGUCAGCUAGAAUACUACUAUUUUUUAUUUAGCUUUAAUGGUGCGCAGAGAAGUUUGACUGGAACAGAACAGAACGUGAAGUGACGGGAAGGGUUUCGUAAUUCUCAUGACGGUAUCUCUGUGAAAUAAUUGUAAACAACUAUUAAUUUAUUGAACGAAAAUGUUGGUGAUUCGAUAUUACUGCAUUAUUUGCACAUAAAUUUGGCUAGGCUAGAAGGUUUUCUUUUUUUAAGAAACGCAAAAUUAAAACUGAAGCAACAAUGAACAUUACAUUUGACAAAGAAAACAGACGAAUGGUAUUAAUUCGUUGGAUGCAUGUGAUUAAACAAAACGAAAAAAAAAUCAAUCAAGGAAAGCACGUGUGUAGUAUAUAUUAUUAAAUUGUGUCUCCUUGGCGACAAAAAAUCUAUGGAAAUUCUCGUAAAAUUUUAGUGAGUCAAUCUAAAAUGCUGCAAAAUAAACAGAAAUGUAUUAAAAAUACUAA